Molecule: messenger RNA, 984 nt
Organism: Pecten maximus
Lineage: Eukaryota; Metazoa; Mollusca; Bivalvia; Pectinida; Pectinidae
Product: pheromone-regulated protein PRM7-like
Exons: 3
Coding region: 1-984 (327 amino acids)
Source: RefSeq, a predicted model, not a curated record
AUGCCGAUCCCAGCUGAGUGUACCAUUGAAAAUAAUGACCUCACCUCCAGUAACAACCUCAUCUCCAGUAAUGACCACAUCUCCAGUAAUGACCUCACCUCCAGUAACGACCUCAUCUCCAGUAAUGACCUCAUCUCCAGUAAUGACCCCACCUCCAGUAAUGACCCCACCUCCAGUAGCGACCACAUCUCCAGUAAUGACCUCACCUCCAGUAACGACCUCAUCUCCAGUAAUGACCUCAUCUCCAGUAAUGACCCCACCUCCAGUAAUGACCCCACCUCCAGUAACGACCUCACCUCCAGUAAUGACCUCACCUCUAGUAAUGACCUCACCUCCAGUAACAACCUCACCUCCAGUAAUGACCUCACCUUCAGUAACAACCUCAUCUCCAGUAAUGACCACAUCUCCAGUAACAAUCUCACCUCCAGUAACGACCACACCUCCAGUAAUAACCUCACCUCCAGUAAUGACCUCACCUCCAGUAACAACCUCAUCUCCAGUAAUGACCACACCUCCAGUAAUGACCCAACCUCCAGUAACGACCUCACCUCCAUAUCCAACUUCACCUCAAGUAUAUACCGACCUCCAGUAUCCACCAUCACCUCCAGUAUCUACCGACCUCCAGUAUAUACCGACCUCCAGUAUCCACCAUCACCUCCAGUGUCCACCAUCACCUCCAGUAUAUACCGACCUCCAGUAUCCACCAUCACCUCCAGUAUCCACCAUCACCUCCAGUAUCCACCAUCACCUUCAGUAUCCACCAUCACCUCCAGUAUCCACCAUCACCUUCAGUAUCCACCAUCACCUCCAGUGUCCAACAUCACCUCCAGUAUCCACCAUCACCUCCAGUAUCCAACAUCACCUCCAGUGUCCACCAUCACCUCCAGUAUUCACCAUCACCUCCCGUAUCCAACAUCACCUCCAGUAUCCACCAUCUUUUCCUUUACCAGUAUCCACACACACAUGGCACCAGUAUAUAGUUGA